UUAGUUAUCAUAUCCUUUGAAGCAGACUUGCUAUUCGCAACCCACCGCCACGCUGUGCUGUGUGCGAAACACAGUACGCUCACUUUGGCACGGAGAGAGCGCGCAGCUGCUUAACUACUCUGUAUUUGCUCUAGAAUGCGACAUGGUAUUAACCGGUUUGAUCUUUGCUCGCACUGAUAAUUGUCGGCAUUUGGUUUCCUCGCAAACUGGACGCAUGCUGUAAUUCACACCUGAGAUGGCGCACGAGCAGCAGCUCAUAACAAAACGCGCCUGGCUGGGCCCGGGCGGUCCGGAGGGCUACCUCACGGUCGCGAGCGCCAGCCUAAAGUGGCAGCCUGCAGCCAGCGGAGCCACGGGUGUGCAGGAGCUGCGCAUUCCCCUGUCAUGCAUUACAAAUAAUCAGCGCGCCAAGGACAAGCCGCUGGUGCGCAUCACUUUCACCAAUGGCACCGGCGGCGCCGCGGCGCAUGUGUUCCAGUUUGAGAGCGUGGCGGACCGUGAUGCGGCCCUGGACGUGCUCACAAAGGUCAUUGCGGCGGUGGCGGCAGCGGCGUCAGGCAGCGGCACGGCAGCCAGUGGCGGCGGCGGCGGUGGUGAUGCUGGGCCAGCAGUGGCGGGCGGCUUCACCAGGCAGCAGCGGCAGCAGAUGGUUGCACGGGACGCUGACCUCAAGGCCCUGUACGACGAGCUGGUGGGCGGCGGGGUGGUGGGCGAGGCCGACUUCUGGGGCGGCGUGGCGGCACGGCUGGCGGCGGCGAAGCCGGCCAGCUGGGGCACGGCGGCGGCGGGGCCGGCGGGGGCGGGCGGGCUGCCGGGGCGGCGGCGCCUGGGCCUGAGCAACAUCCUGCAGCGAGUGGAGGCCGAGGUGGACGGGCGGCACCAACGUGUGCUGCGUGUGAGCCUGACGCCCGAGCAGGUGGCGCAGAUCUUUGCGGAGCAGCCGGCGGUGCUGCGCGCCUACCGCGAGCACGUGCCGCACCGCAUGGCGGAGGAGGACUUCUGGCGGCGAUACGUCCGGCAUGAGAUGCACAAGGAGUCGAAGCGCAAGGCCCGGGCUGAGGGCAUCAACCCCAAUGCCGCGGCGGCGGGCGGCGGCGCCAUGGCGGAUGACGCCGGCGGCGACAUCUUCAGGGAGGCGGCGGCGGCGGUGGCGGCGGAGGCGGCGCGGCGGCCGGGCCAGGCGGCGGCGCACCGUGAGGCAGUGGAUCCGGAGCUGGACCUGGCGGCGGCGGCGGCGGAGAGGUACAGCGGACACGGCACCGCACACGCGGCAGCCCGGGACCCCGAGAUGGAGCUGGCGGCGGGCAGUGGCGGCGGAGGCAGCGGGGGCCAUCACCACCCGCUGGCCGCCGACCCCGACCCGGACGACCUGGCGGCCGCCAUCAACAAGCACGGCGAGGUGGUGCUGCAGGGUGUGGAGGCUUUGGCCCGGGUGGAGGCGCAGCUCAAAGGCACCGCACCGGCAGCAGCAGGCGGCCACCACGGCCACCACGGACAUCACCAACACAACCACCACAACCACAACCACAACCACCAUAGAGCGGACGGCGCGGACCCGGGGCCAGGCAGCAACGGCGGCGACCCACACGGGGAGGGGCAGGGCGGCGGGGGGCUGCUGGGUCGGCGGCGGCGGCGACACAGCGCGGGUCUUGAGGACCUGCACGAGCCGCCCGCACGCCAGUUGGACGCCCUCAGCAUUGCCGACCCCCGCAGGUACUUUGAGCGCAGCGGGCAGCAGGGCGGCGGGGCGGCGCCAGCAGCACACAUGGGCGGCGGCUGGGGUGGGGCCGGCGGAGGUGGGGGCGGCGGGCCGGGCCUGUCGGGCGCUGCAGCGGUGCUGGGCUGUGUGUCUCCCGGCUGCCUGCCGCUGCCGCCGCUGCAGGGGUGUGCGGCGGAGGAGGCGCUGCUGGAGGCCACACCGCUGGCCCGAGCGCUGGCGGAGGAGGAGGCUGCGGGUCCGGGCGGCGCCGCGACUGCCUCUGGCCCGGGCGGCGCCAGUGCGCUGCUGCGCGACCCCGCCUCCUCCGUGCCGCCCGAGACACUGGCCUUCCUGCGGCGCACCGUGCUGUCCGUCAACGAGGCGUGCCGGCACCUGUGGCGCUGCCUGCCCGCCAACACACCCGCGCGGAGAGACAAGGCCGGGCGGCUGGCUCGUCUGCUUGAGUCCAAGCGCGGCGAGGUGGAGGCCCUGAACGACCGCGCCCGGGGAGUGGAGGGGCGCUUCAUCCGGCAGCUGCUCAAGCCGCCCAUGGACAUGCUGCUGGCGGCGCUGGUCAGGUGGGAUGAGGAGCAGCAGAAGCGGCCGGCCGGAGCGUCAUGAUGAACGGCCUGACGGCAGCAGCGCGGGGUAUGACUCUGGCGUGGGCGGCUCAGUGAUGCGGCGCUGGACGUUGGCAUGUGCAGGCAUAAGGAACUGGGAGCAGGGUUGAGCGCGCUUGGUUAUGUGAGCGUACUAGCUCGGAGCUCUUUGACCUGGGGCUAGGUGCAUGCCGUCUGCCCCGAUGAGUUGUGACCCAGAUAUGUCUGAACUGGCCGGACUGAGGGCGAGAGGAGUUACAGAGAGUCGUGACAUCGCCUCCUCUAGCAAGAUCAAGUGCGUAAGCUACGCACAGUCUGCCUUGUGACCUGCUUACGGUGCCCCAGGCGCCUGACACACGCGACCAUCUCCCUGUUCCGUGGUACAACGACCACUUUCUCUGUCGGCCGGCUAUGACGGAAGUAUUGACAGCUUGAAGCCUUCGCACCGAAGUCAAGAUGCAUCUACAUAUCCACUUCAACGG
Messenger RNA from Chlamydomonas reinhardtii, 2780 nucleotides. RefSeq lists its product as uncharacterized. The record is from RefSeq and is a predicted model, not a curated record. NCBI's taxonomy places the organism in Eukaryota, Viridiplantae, Chlorophyta, Chlorophyceae, Chlamydomonadales, Chlamydomonadaceae. The transcript is spliced from 11 exons. Gene Ontology annotation, biological process: transcription by RNA polymerase I; nucleotide-excision repair; transcription by RNA polymerase II. The coding region runs from base 236 to 2320 and encodes 694 amino acids. Gene Ontology annotation, cellular component: transcription factor TFIIH core complex; transcription factor TFIIH holo complex.